Drosophila suzukii is the source of this 2248-nucleotide messenger RNA. RefSeq names its product Plasmanylethanolamine desaturase Kua (gene Kua). Lineage: Eukaryota; Metazoa; Arthropoda; Insecta; Diptera; Drosophilidae. Gene Ontology annotation, molecular function: oxidoreductase activity. The record is from RefSeq and is a predicted model, not a curated record.
UUUCGGAAUUUACUGGUGCAAAGUAGCGGUACUCUUACUGCAGCUCGUGCGCGCGUGUGUGUGUGUGUGUGUGUGUGCGAGAGUGCGCGGCGUGCGCGUGUGUGUGUGUACGGUGGGGCAGCCUUAAAUCACGUGCAUACAAAAAAAGAAGAAAAGCACGGCAUUUAUUUACCUUUGGAUGGCACUACGAAACCAAAAAAAAAAAUAAAGGGGACGCCGACGCCCAAGUUCGCUGUAAUUCAAAGUUAGUAAAUGCUAAACAAUCGCUGGCGUUUUGGUUCCAAAUCAAUACUUGGCAGACGGUCAUUUAGUUUUAAUUGCUGCAAGUAAUAGGCCCAGGCCCCCUAAAACUUUUGGAGAAUAACAACGAUAACAAUAAUAACACCUGCGAAAAGACCAUGACAGGCAAGAGCGAUAAGGAUAUUUUGGCCAACUCCAUGUACGAGGAUGACCCCAAUGGCAACUCAGCGCCCGCCACCACAGAGGAUCAGGAAACGGCCAUGCCGGAGGAGCUAAAGGUCGCUGGUGCCACAACAACAGGGACCAACGCUGCGGCAAUAAGUUCGACUUCUCCGCGCUGGGGACCCCAGAAUAAGGGUGCCCAGGAACUGGCCUCGCUGUACAGUCCAGGAAAGCGUGCCCAGGAAAUCAUAUGCGUCUACACCUGUAUUGGCCUUAUGAUUAUCAAUCUAGCCCUAAUUGUUAGGCACCUGCGUUUGGAGCGAAUAAGUGUGGCUUUUCUGUCGGCCCUAUGUGGCAUUAUAACAGCUGACUUUGCUUCUGGAUUGGUGCACUGGGCGGCAGAUACAUGGGGAUCGGUGGAUUUACCCAUGAUUGGAAAGAACUUUCUGCGACCAUUUCGAGAGCAUCAUCUGGACCCCACUUCGAUAACGCGUCACGAUUUCAUCGAGACAAACGGCGACAACUUUAUGGUGGGCAUACCAAUCCUCGGCUAUUUGGCUCACUAUUUCUACAUCCGGUCGCCGAGUGAGAUUCAGCAACACUUUGGCUGGAUAGCCUAUGUUUUCCUCUGCUCCAUAUUUGUGGCCAUGACCAAUCAGAUACACAAAUGGUCGCACACCUACUGGGGACUGCCCAGGUGGGUUCUGUUACUCCAGAGCUGUCAUAUUAUCCUUCCACGCAAGCAUCAUCGCAUCCAUCAUGUGGCACCGCAUGAGACGUACUUUUGCAUCACCACCGGAUGGCUAAAUUGGCCUCUGGAACGCAUAAGAUUCUGGUCCACAUUCGAGAUUAUUAUCGAGCAUUUGACUGGUCUCAAGCCCCGCGAUGAUGACCUGAGGUGGGCCAAGAAACUCACAUAGACUCGCUGGCCAGCGACUGUAUAUAGGAAACUUGGACCAAGCAGCCUUAACUCGCUGAAAGUCAUCUUCAAAUGUUAUCAUCUUAUCGAAAUGUUUUGCACAACGAAGUAGCUUUAAAUGAGAGCUGAUUGCAUACUUGUAAAGUUAACUGAACAAAAAGCAUAGUUCUCGGUUGCAUGUUUGUUAUACAUAAAUAGUUUAUCAUUUAAGUUAGUUUUCUAUAGAUCUAUUAUAUACACCUGCACACACUCGCACAUUAGAGCGCAUAAGCGUACAUAUAUGCAUUCAUUGAUCUCGCCACAGAUUAAUCGUACUUCGAGUGAGCCUUACGUAUACCUAAAUAAUAAAUGGAACAAAUUACUGAAUAUCAAGCGCACUGGCUUGUCGGAUAAAUUUUUAAGGAUUUACACAAAACAAAAGUAAUUACUUGAUAUAUAAGCUUAAUGAGCCACUGAUUUUGGUACCAGGUCCAAACAAAAAGACAUUUUUAAUACAUUUCAUCAUCCCUGCUUUUUGAUGGCUAUAAAAUAAAAACUUAUUUACAACUAUAUAUACAAUAAAUACAAUUAAACUAGGCGCUGUAUGCAAUCAAGAACGUGACUUACAACCUUUGCCUUAAAAACGUUUUUUAUAUGUAUAGCAAAAUUGUGGUUAAGCGGAAUCAGUUUUUAGUACGCACACUUUUAGUGGCAAGUGUUAAUCCUUUUAUAAGACAAAAGUUUUUAUAAUUAAUUUCGAAAGGAGUUUGUUAAGUGCAACAUACUAUUCAAGUAUUUCACCAGAAUUCGGAUUAAAUCUAAGACGAUUUUUUAUGAGGCCUAGUUGCUUGUAUCAUUUGAGGUGUUGUUGCGCAACACAGUAAUUCUAAGACAGCAAUAUUAAUUGUGAUCUGAGUAAAAUAAACCAUAAAGCUAAUAAAACCAAAA